Molecule: messenger RNA, 4899 nt
Organism: Micropterus salmoides (largemouth bass)
Lineage: Eukaryota; Metazoa; Chordata; Actinopteri; Centrarchiformes; Centrarchidae
Gene: slc2a10
Product: solute carrier family 2 member 10
Exons: 6
Coding region: 1471-3114 (547 amino acids)
Biological process (GO): transmembrane transport
Cellular component (GO): membrane
Molecular function (GO): transmembrane transporter activity
Source: RefSeq, a predicted model, not a curated record
CUUUGUAAGUUCAGCUCAUGAUGAAUGGGGGCAAAAACAAAAGUGUUGCAUUUAGAAUUUUGUUCAGUGUAAAUACGGACUAUCCAAGAUACUCAAAGAAGAAGCCCCACUAUCAGCAGAAGCAUUAACUCGGUCACCUACAACAUUGCCAAACACAUAUUUACUAUCCUAGCCCCCUUGGUUGGCAACACCCAAAACUCUAUGGACUUUGUGAACAAAGUUGAAGGAGUGAAACUGCACCCAGAUGAAACCAAUGUGUCUUAUGAUGUGACUUCUUUGUUUACAUGCAUCCCCACCAUGGAGGCAGUAGGAACAAUAAGGACACAACUGCUACAAGAUAACACUCUGAACAACAGAACUAGUCUCAGUCAUUUAACCAGAUCUGAAAACUACUGGACAACGGAGGAUUCUACAGACAGCUUGGCCGUGCCAUGGGCUCUCCAGUAUCCCCUACUGUUAACAUCUACUUAGAAGAAGAGGAGAGCAAAGCCCUGAACUCCUUCAGAGGAACAGCACCGAGCCACUGAUACAGGUAUGGGGACAACACAUGGGUCAAAUUUAAAUCCUAGGAAGUGCAAGCCUUCACAGAACACAUCAACUCUGUGGACAGUAACAUCAAGUUCACACAAGAAGAUGUCAAGAACAACCGUUUGGCCUUCCUGGACUGUAUGCCGUACACAUUGAAGAGGACAGGAGCCUGCAGUAUACAGGAAACCCACACGUGUGUAUUUUGAUGCCUGGGAUUUCCUUCGUUAAGUGGAUUACCUCUGUUGUAUUUGGACUUUGUUGUAAGCUUGGUUUCUUCCUUUGAUAAAUAAACUGAGAGACUCUAUCUGUUCCACCUACUUGUCCUGUGUUUGGGUCCUAAAACCUGUUCCUGCGAGAGCACACGCCAUUCCUGACAUAAAGACUGCACACCUACAUUUUUUUACAUUUUAGACAGAGGGUGGAUGGUUUGAAAAAGGUAUCAAGGAAGCCAUUUACACCCGGGUUGAAUAGCUGUUGCUAACAGGGUCUGCUACAGGGUCUGCUACACCAAUUAUCCUCCACUUAUAAAGCCAUUGUUUCAUCACUUCCCAGGAAACUAAACCAACAUUCACUUUUGGCCUCAGGUGAGGAUACCAGCGAUGGUCGUUUAGACUUGGCCUUGGGUGCCUCGAACAACAAUAACGACUCUUGUUACAACAGCCAGGAGCACUAAGGAACAAGUGGUAUCAAUCAUCUUGACAACGACCCCACAGAGGUUAAAUAGCUGAGUUUCCCUACCAGUCAGUCAGAACUGAAGAACUCUCUUGAAUGAGGGACGAAACAUCUUUGAGUAUCUCCAAUCAAGUCCAGUUGCCCUUGACUUCAACCUUCCUUGGAUAGCUAUGGCCUGGAUGACUGAGAACCUUCACAGACAUUAGGAUGUCUUCUAAGAAAUGAAUCGGCACAGUCUGACUGAAAUGUACACAUAACAGGAGAGAAGCAAUGGGUAGCCCGAUCCCCCUGUUGGCCAGUGUGGUGUCCACUCUGGGUGGCCUGGUCUUUGGUUACGAGUUGGGCAUCAUCUCAGGUGCUUUGCUGCAGCUGAAGGCAGAGUUCAGACUCUCAUGUGUCCAGCAGGAAACUCUGGUCAGCUCUUUGUUAAUAGGAGCUCUGCUGGCCUCCAUCAUGGGCGGCUGCUUGAUCGACUACCACGGCCGCAGGAACUCCAUCCUCCUCAGCAAUGCCCUGAUACUGACCGGCAGCCUUGUCCUGCUCAUCAGCUCCUACUCUGCGCUGGUGGUAGGCAGGAUCACAGUGGGCUUCGCCAUGUGUAUAUCUUCCAUGUCCUGCUGCAUCUUUGUGUCUGAGAUGGUUACUCCUGGCCGCAGGGGCUUCCUGGUAACACUGUACGAAGCUGGGAUCACUGUGGGUAUCCUGGCAGCCUAUGUCAUGAACUACAUCCUGUCUGACUCUAAAAGAGGGUGGAAGUGGAUGUUUGGAUUAGCCAUUGUACCGACUUUGAUUCAGCUGGUCUCUAUCUGGUUUCUUCCGUCCAGCACUAAGGGCUCUUUACAGCAGAGAGAUUGCUUUCCAACUGAAAGAGACCUCACGAGCGCCAUCGAAAACCUGGAAGCAGAUGACUCAAAAGCCAGCUCCAGCCUGGAAAACAAGAAGGUUCAGUACAACAGCAUGUACCUGUUCCAGCGUAAAGACAACAUGAGGACUCGGACUGUCAUUGGCCUCGGACUGGUGCUCUUUCAGCAGUUCACAGGCCAGCCGAAUGUUCUCCUCUACGCCUCCACCAUCUUCCACUCGGUGGGGUUUCAUAGCAAUGCCUCGGCAGUGCUGGCGUCUGUGGGCUUGGGGUUAGUCAAAGUGAUUGCUACUCUGACCUCCAUGGUGUUUUCAGACAGGGUGGGCAGGAGGCCUCUGCUCAUCAGUGGAUGCUCUGUUAUGGCACUGGGUCUGAUAACCAUUGGACUCCUCAGUGGACAUUCGUUGGUGAAUGCUAAGAGGCCGUGUAAUUCUGAGGACUUUAGUGUUAACAGAACAGAUCUACCUAAUUUAACAGUUUGUAAUUGGUCAGCUUUGGACACGGCUUCUGUUGAGAGCCGAAGACUCCUUAAGAACAACACACCAGAUGAAGACGUAGUACUUCAUAAAGUUAGACAGGGACCACCGGACACUCCUCUGGCAUCUUCUCCUAGCGUCCAUGGCACAGUUGUGAACUGGAUCAUUCUUGUGUGUAUGAUGGCUGUUGUCAGUGCAUACUCCGUUGGAUUUGGACCAAUGACCUGGCUUCUCCUGAGUGAAAUAUUUCCAGCUGCUAUCAGAGGAAGGGCAUUCGCAUUCACCAGCUGCUUCAACUGGGCUGCCAACCUGUUGGUCACAUUCACUUUCUUGAAUUUUAUUGAUGCAAUUGGUCUGUCGGGGAUGUUUCUUUUGUAUGGGAUGAGUGCUGUGGCAGCUGGUGUUUUCUUCUACUUCAUAUUACCAGAGACCAAAGGGAAGACUCUGGAGGAGAUAGACGAGGAGCUGUGUUUCAGCAGGUUGUACCACAGUAAGGAGUGUUGUGGCAUCAUCAGCCGGAGAAACAUUUCCCCACAAUACCAGAGAGUGCACUGUCAAGUUACCACCUCAGGGUGAUGCAUCUGAUUUUACAGUAACGCUUAAGAUUACAAUAGAUUCUGAUGUGUACAGCAAAAUUACUCUGCCGUUAAAAUGUGAUAUUUUGUACUAACAAGUGUCUAACAGUGUAAAUUUGCUGUCCCCUCAAAAUAACAUCACACAGCCAUUACUGUCUAAACCGCUGGCAAGUAAAAAUGUCCAAAUGGGCCCAAAGUGUCAAUAUUUUUUGUGGCUACCAUUAUUUUCCAGCAGUGCCUUGACCCUCUUGGGCAUGGAGUUCACCAGAGCUUCACUUCUUGCGCCCCUCCAUGAGGACGUCACAGAGCUGGUGGAUGUUAGAGACCUUGCGCUCCUUCACCUUCCGUUUGAGGACGCCCCACAGACGCUCAAUAGGGUUUAGGUCUGGAGACAUGCUUGUUCAUCACCUUUACCCUCAGAUUCUUCUUCAGCUAGCGAGGCAGAGGUCGUCUUGGAGGUGUGUUUGGGAUCGUUCUUCUUUGGUCAAGCAUGGCCAAACUUAUAUUAGUCAUUUUUUAAAUAGUGGGUAUUAUUACCAGGUACAUAUGACCUACUGAGUACUAAUCUAAUAACCUGGGUAUUUGGGAGGAACGUAAGAGUAUUUAUAGUAGUUAUUUUACUACUGGGUACCUAUUUAAUUACUAUUACAGGGUACAGUAUGACCAUAAAACUGAGCAAAAAUCUGGGCAUUUCAGGGAAGCUGAAGUGAGGACUUCUGUGUCGCUUAAUAGAUUCUGAUGUGAUGUAUUUUAAACUGACCUCAUUACCAACAAACAACAUUGUUCCUAAAUAAUUACCCACAUGUUGACAGAUUUAUUAAGUGAUGCAGAAGUCCCGCUGUCUUACCUGAAAACUUCCAGAUUAGUGCUCAAACAUCAGGUAGGAUGCAUACAUAGAAUAGGUACCCAGUAGUUUAAAAAAUAACUACAGCACAAGUUCUGUGUAAGAUCCUGAAUCGUGACCCACUUACUUCAUAACUUCACAUCUUGUUCCCCAGUACCUACAUUACGUAGGUUAUAUGUAUUGGUAUGCACUAUACUGGUACACUGUUAGUACAAAGAUUACGUCAUAAUUCCCGAGUAAUUUCCCUGUACGUUGUGGGCUGUAAUCUAGAGCAGUGGUUCUCACAGAGGGGUCUUUGAGGGGCCCAAAAAGGAGGAUUAUUUCAUUUCAGUCAAUAAGUAACAAAGACAGAAUGUGUGGCUAUUUUGGUCAAAGGUUUCAUUGACUUUCUGUCUAAAAUCCUAUCAGAUGGGGGACCCUGAGAAUCUUCUCAAACAGCGAUGGUCCACUUUGUGUCAGUUUAGGGGUCCUUGAUGUGAAAAAGUUUGAGAACCGCUGACCUAAAGCGUUACCGAUAUCAUAAACACAGCAUCAGUUUACAAGUUUUUUGGCACAAUAAAUGCACAGAAGAAUUUACUGAAAGGACACAAUCAUUCAUCCUACUCUGACAAUUUACUCUGUUGCACUCUACAUUGAAAUAUGUAUUACUUUUGUAAAACAUAAUAAGUGUUUUCUGUGUGAUCGUGUGUUGUGUUGCAGUCAUACCAAAUGCACACUUAUUGGUGUUCAAACAUUUUUACGUGGUAGACUUUUGUUACAACUAAUUACAACAUUGUAUUUAGUAUUUAAAAAGGACCUUUUGGGUGCAUUCCUUAACAUUUGUGCUCGCAAAUAAUACAGUUUGCACAAGUUAUCUAUGGAUUUGUUUACCACCUGUCUGACCACUUGACCAUUCAAGUGUGUUCCUUUCACCAAUAAAGUUGGUACUACUGUCAUAACCAA